GAGGAGUCAAAGUUAGCCAAGCGAAUUUAGAAAAAAAUGCUAAUAGAGAAGUUGAUUAUUCCGUCACUACAUCCAUAAAUGGGACCACCAUCGCACCCAUAUUUUCUCUCUAAAAUCCUCGACCGCUACCAUCGCACCAACACCACUACACCAUCAUCAGUAUUGCCGCCUCCUCUUUUAUCCCCAGUGCCGCCUUCUUUUCUGGUUAAUAUCCCCUCGAUUAAUCUGAAUUCAAAACAAUUGAGCAUGCAUAUAAAAGUUUCGUUCUAUGGCCAAAACACAUUGUGAAAGCCGAUUAAAAGACCAUGAACUUCAAAACUCAAAGAGGUGGAAACCAACUUAUCUACCAUCUGAUACUCUUCCCAAGAAGACAAGGAGCAGUACCAUUAAGAUGAAUGCCUAGUUAUGUCUAGUUUUUGGUUUAUGAUGUUUUGCUUUAUUUACCAUAUUUUAAUACUUGCAAUUAGUACA
Molecule: messenger RNA, 471 nt
Organism: Lactuca virosa
Lineage: Eukaryota; Viridiplantae; Streptophyta; Magnoliopsida; Asterales; Asteraceae
Source: the annotation of a GenBank genome assembly